AUGGUUCACACCCCUUCUACUAAUGGAGGAGCUUUGUUUUUUGAUUCAGAGAUCGAAAGGACACUCUAUUGGUUGAAGAAGGAAAUUCGGGAUCACUUCUGUCAGUUGCCUUAUCGCAUUGGUCUUGAGGAAGAAGAGAUGCCGCCAAGAGUUGAUCCGACAUUGAAGGAGCUUUCCGCUCCUAAUCUGGACCAGGCACCAUUGGCCAUCCAAUACCCGGAGUUUGGGGAGAAUGUUACUUUUGAGUUAAAGUCGGAUCUUGUUCAUAUACUGCCAAGCUUCCAUGGUUUAAAUGGGGAGGAUCCAAUCAAACAUCUUGCGGAAUUCCAUGUUGUUUGUACUAGUAUGCAGCCAAAGGGUGUUACGGAGGACCAAAUCAAACUGCGAGCCUUUCCUUUCUCAUUGAAGGAUAAGGCUAAUGAUUGGUUCUAUCAUUUGAGCCUCAAUAGUAUCAACACAUGGAGGGGGAUGAAGCAAGCUUUCUUGGAGAAGUUCUUUCCUUCAAGCAAGUUGAAUGAGCUUAAGAGGGCCAUUAGCAACAUUGCGCAAGGAUAUGAUGAGAUCCUUUAUGACUACUUAGAGAGGUUUAAGAGGCUCGUUGCUUGUUGUCCCUACCAAGGUUUUUCCGAGAAGGAUCUUAUGUUAUACUUAGUUGGUGGGCUUCUUCCGUAUGUGAGAAGGAUGGUGAAUGCUGCUUGUGGUGGAAACAUUGAUAACAAGACCCCACUCCAAGCCAUGGAGCUCAUAAAUGAGUUUGCUGAGAGUUCCCACACUUAUUCUAAGAGGAAUGCCACUCGGGGUGUUAAAGCUGCAAGUUUUGAAUCAUCUUUGAAUUCGGAGAUGUCCAACCUUAAGAAUAUGUUCCGGCAGUUCAUGAUGAGCAACAAUCCUCAACAAGUGAAAGCUUGUGGAAUUUGCUCCAAUACCGGUCAUCCUACUAAUGCUUGCCCAACCUUGCAAGAAGACACUCAAGAGGUGAAUGUUGUGGGCUAUCAAAGACAGAGAAAGUAUGAUCCUUUUUCCAAUUCAUACAAUCCCGGUUGGAAAGAUCAUCCGGCUUUCAGUUACAAGCAAGGGAAUCAGAACUUUCAAGGGAAUCAAAAUUUCCUACAAGGGAAUCGCCCUCCUCCGUUCAAGCAACCAUAUCAACCUCAAGGGCAAUCCUCUAGCUCUAACUCAAUGUCCACCGAAGAUAUGAUCAAAUCCUUGACUAAAAAUGUGACUGGCAUGCAGUCCAAUUUGGUGCAAUUUCAGCAAGAGACCAUGUCAAUCAUUUACAACUUGGAGACACAAAUGGGCCAAAUGUCUAGUGUCAUGAAUUGGCUUGAGGCCCAAAAUUCGGGAAAGUUGCCAUCUCAAACUGGGGUGAACCCCAAGAAGUAUGUGAGUGUCGUGACAUUGGGAGUGGCAAGGAGCUUGUUGAUCAUGCGCCCGGUAAGGGCAAGGUUGUGGAAGAGAAGACAAGAAUAG
This is a messenger RNA of Beta vulgaris subsp. vulgaris (sugar beet), 1470 nucleotides long. RefSeq lists its product as uncharacterized. The coding region runs from base 1 to 1470 and encodes 489 amino acids. NCBI's taxonomy places the organism in Eukaryota, Viridiplantae, Streptophyta, Magnoliopsida, Caryophyllales, Amaranthaceae. The record is from RefSeq and is a predicted model, not a curated record. The transcript has a single exon.